AUGAGAGAUCAGUACAGAAGUCCGGGUCCCAAAUAUAAACUCAAAACACUUGUCGGUUACAAAGAGCAUUGUCUUUCCAGACAUAGAAAUCCAGCAUAUACAUUUGGUAUAAGACAUCAUAUUUUUGAAGAAUGUUUAUCACCAGGACCAAAAUAUGUAUUAGACAGACCUAAACGUAAUGGUUUUUCAUUUGGAUUAAUUUUUUCUAUUUUAUUAGUACCUUUUUGUGGCCCUGGUCCAAAAUAUUUAUUGCCAACUCCAAAAGGGCCAUCUUUUACAAUAAAAUCAAGAACGAAAACUAGACAAACUUGUGUUACACCAGGUCCUAUUUCUGUAAGCCUUCCUCGAGCAGGUCCUGCUUUUUAUAUAGGACAACGUUUGCCCGUUCUAAAACGUGAUUGUGUACCAGGUCCCAAAAUUUAUAAUGAUAUAUUGGUUAAACAAAGAGCUCCAAUGUACAGUUUAUCUUAUAGGCAUCCUAUGAAAGAAAUUUGUCGCUCUCCCGGUCCAAAAUAUAAUCUUAAAUUUGGAAAAACACCUCCCAUAUAUUCUUUUGGAAUCAAACAUAAUGAAUGCGCUCUUCCUUAUUUUAUUGAAUGUGAUGAUCAAUGUUAAAAACUUGAAAA
Apis florea (little honeybee) is the source of this 626-nucleotide messenger RNA. RefSeq lists its product as uncharacterized. Gene Ontology annotation, cellular component: cytoskeleton. The record is from RefSeq and is a predicted model, not a curated record. Lineage: Eukaryota; Metazoa; Arthropoda; Insecta; Hymenoptera; Apidae.